ACCGGCAACUGGUUAAUUGUGGUGACGUCUCAGUGAUACUGAAGACAUCCGACCCUCGUCUCCUAAAAAACCUCUCGUUUGGCGAGUUUGUGGUGGCGUUUGGGGUCUUCCGCGACGUCCUGUGCGGGGCAUACCCAGACCGUCGCGCCGAACUGGACAACUACCUCGCCAUGCUAUCCGACUUCCACCUUCGAUACGGAGGCACUCUAUUUUACGAGUACCACAAAUCCUUCUCCGCCAAGGCUGCCUCGUAUGUCAGCCUAUUUAAUCUCCGCUUGGACUGGUCGAUCGUGGACACCGAACUACUCAUCCGCCACUUCAGCGGCCAGCGCACACUUGCAUGCAACAUCUGCUCGUCCCACGGUCACUCAGCUGACAUGUGCCCCAGAACUGUGUUCAGUGUCCCCCGCAUCACCGCGGCGAAAACAUCCACUACCACGUCCAUCGCGUCGAAUUCCCGGAAAGCCCAGCCUCUUUUGCAGGGACCCCCACCCGAAGAGCGUCUGCCCCCUCCGACUCGGCCUUCGACGGGAUUCUUCAAAGAGAUUUUGAAAUCCCACCCCUCUACCCCCAUCUCUGUUCCCUCUCUCUCUCGCCUUCUGGCUACCCACCCAGAUCCCGUGUUCACUGAUUACCUCCUAACUGGUCUGUCGCAAGGGUUUCGUGUGGGCGUCUCCUCCCCCCUGUCCACUCCCUACGUUGCGCGAAACCUUAGGUCCGCUCUGUCAGAACCCGAUGUAGUUACCGAUCUGCUGUCCAAAGAAUUAAAUAAAGGCUACAUUGUCGGUCCAUUCUCCGCCCCUCCUUUCAACCCGUUCCGCGUAAACUCCCUCGGCGUGGCCACUCGCAAAUACUCCGGAAAAAAGAGGUUGAUAUUUGACAUGUCGUCCCCCCACUCCGAUUCCUGGGCCAGUGUUAACGAAACUAUCCCCCUGGAACCGUUUUCCUUGCAUUACGCAACCGUGGACCACGCCAUUAGGCUAAUUAAGAUUGCAGGUAGAGGUGCGCAUUUGGCAAAGGCUGACAUAACCGACGCUUUUAAAACUAUGCCCAUUCACCCCGCUGAUUGGCCGCUUUUUUGCGUUAAAUGGCAGUCCUCGUUCUAUUUCGCCGUCAGGCUCACAUUCGGGUGUCGUAGCAGUCCUCACAUUUUUAACAACCUCUCUGAGGCUCUGUGCUGGAUACUGCUGAAUGUGUGUAAAUUGCCGUUCGUCCUUCACCUACUAGACGACUUCCUCCUUAUCGAUUUUCCCUCGAUACCAAAUUCCACGGCCCUUGACACUCUACGGUCUGUGUUUCGCGAUGUAGGCGUCCCCCUGUCACCUGAGAAAACCCUGGGUCCAUGCACUUCCCUGGAAUUUCUGGGCAUAGUGCUUGAUUCAGUCGCCAUGAGGGCGUCGCUCCCCGAGGAAAAGCUCUCUCGCAUUCGUGAUAUCUGCGCCUCAUUAUCUGCAAACGAAAUCAUGACUAAGAGGGAUCUCCUUUCCCUCCUCGGCCACCUUAACUUCGCAAUGCGCAUCAUUCCACACGGCCGUUCGUUUAUUGCCCGCAUUCUAGAUCUGGCACACUCCGUCCCUAACUUGGCGGACCCAAUCACCCUCGACCAAGGAUGCCGCUCUGAUCUGAGCUUUUGGCUAAAGCUCAUUAAUGAUUGGAAUGGCAUCUCUUUCUUUUAUAACGAUUUCGCCGAGUCCUCUCCCUCCCUCGAGUUGUACACUGAUGCCGCCCCGUCCGUCGGUUUCGGUGGAUUCCACAAGGGGGAGUGGUUCGCUGACAAGUGGCCCGAGGAAUUCCUUGUGUUCACCUCUGGAUACGAAUCCUCCGCCCUCUUCGAGAUGUACCCAAUAGUCGUCGCGUGCGUCCUUUGGGGGUCUGGUUGGCGUAGGAAGCGCAUUACGUUUUUCUGCGACAAUGCUGCCGUCGUGGCCAUCAUUAACAAAGGCCGCUCUAAGUGUCCUAAACUGAUGGCGCUCGUGAGGCGCCUUACCUGGCAGUCAGUUAUUGGUAACUUUGUGUUUUCUGCUGCUCAUGUCCCUGGUCACUCUAAUGUCAUGGCUGAUUCUCUCUCUCGUCUCCAAUUGCAGGAGUUCCGCAGGCUCUGCCCCUCGGCCAGCUCGACCGCGCUCCCAUGCCCGAGUUUUUCAGAACUCGUCCUGUUCUAGGCCCCCCCCUCUCAUCGCUGUCUGCUUCGGCGAGGGGUUACAUGGAACGAAGUCUCGCUAAAUCUACUCUCAAAUGCUAUGCCUCAGCUUGGUCUAUGUUCUCUGCGUUUUGCUGCGCCUAUAUUCUCUCUCCUCUUCCCCUACAAAUCCCAUCCGUUUGCG
Engraulis encrasicolus (European anchovy) is the source of this 2324-nucleotide messenger RNA. RefSeq lists its product as uncharacterized. The record is from RefSeq and is a predicted model, not a curated record. NCBI's taxonomy places the organism in Eukaryota, Metazoa, Chordata, Actinopteri, Clupeiformes, Engraulidae. Bases 171 to 2162 code for a protein of 663 amino acids. The transcript is spliced from 2 exons.